AUAUGUUUACACUGCCGUAAUUAGGCUCCAGCGCUCUUUAGCCUAUUUACCGGACUUAGCGUCUUAUUAUCGUCCACCAUGACUACCGGCCAAGCUUCAACUUAGCGACUUAGCCAACUCGAAAACAAAGCGUCAAUCUUCGGUGAUUUCCAGCUAUGAGAUUGAGGUGGAUGAUAUUUUGUCUUCUCUUUGCCAAUUAUGUUGACUGUGUGAUGGAAUUUCCCCCUCUUCCUCAAGGAAAGCCUUACAAUAUAAAAGGCGAAGAGGAUUCUUGGAGUUUAAAUGGUCUUACAAGUAUUGCAAAUGGUAUAGCUUUGACGCUAAGAAAUCAAGCGCCUUACGAAAUCAUUGGAAAUGCCUUAAGUUAUGCACUUGGUAAAGGAGGAAAGUCUCCUGAAAUCUCAGAGGUGAUUGACUAUGAAGUUCCUAUGAUAGUGCUGGCAUCCCUCUCUUUGAUUGCUGCAUUGAUUAUGCCCAUUGUUGGUCUAGUGUUUUGCUGUUGUCGCUGUAGAGGAAAAUGUGGCAGCAUUAUUUAUGAUGAUGAUGAACUCAAACAGCAUCCCACUAAAGAAAGAAUAGGGUACUCUCUUGGAAUCCUUCUUUGUGCAUUUUUACUGAUUGUUUCAGGUGGCUUUAUUUUAGCUUCAAGCAUUCAAAUGAAUGACAGUAUCCCACAUGCAAGAAUGAUGUGGAAUGACUCAUUUAGUGAUGUAAAAAUUUACACAGGCAAUUUACUUCAGGAAAUAAAUCACAUACUACUUCAAGAAGCUGUUCCCACAAUCAACGUUUUGUUUGAUGAAGUUAUUGCAAUGGGAAGAGAUAUAGUUAUCCCCAUAGUACAGGCACCUGUAUUCCAAGAACUCUACUCUUCUGUUAAAGAUGUUGAUCAAGCUGUGACAAAGACUGCACAACUUUUUGGUGAAAUAACAGUUACAAAGUCAUCUCUGAUUUCAAAAAGCAGCCAUAUUCAAAAUGAACUAAUUUCCAUUCAGAAACAACUGGAGGCCAUUCAUGCUGAAUGUGUAAGUAAUGGAGGAGGCAGUUUGUGUGAUGAAAUCCCAUCUGGUAAGGAUGUGGAAACUGAAGCAGACUUCAACAAGGUUCCCAAUGUUACUGAUAGCCAAAACAAAAUAGAGGAUGUGGCAAAGAGUGGUCUUGGAGAUGAUGUUGCAAAGGGUAAUCAGUCUCUUCAGGACAUGGCCGGGAAAGUUCAAAACUUGACUACAAAUUUAACUAAUGAAUUUCAGAAUUUUACAAAAAAAAUAAAUGAUAUGCCAGUGGAUGUUGUGCAGCCUUUUAGAGAUGACAUUAAUAAGUACAUUGCAGAUACUCUGUUUCCAAUUAGAGAUGAUGUAGAUGAGAAGUAUCUUGGUCCAGAUGGUUUGUUAGCCAAAUAUGACAACUACAGGCAUACAGUCUUCAUUCUGAUAGGAGUUCUCUCUUUGUUGGAUGCUCUGCUGUUGAUAAUUGCUGCGGUAAUGGGCUUGUGUGGUUCUUCAAGUUAUGAUACACCCAGCAGUAGAAGUAAUGUUUCACACAAGGGAGGAAAGCUUAUGUUAGGAGCUGCUGGUCUGUUAUUCUUUUCUGCAUUUCUGAUUAAUUUGUUGACUGGUAUCACCUUUCUUUUGGGAACAAACAUAGCUGUUGCUUGUGAUGGCAUACCUAAUUAUAAACUUCUUGAAAAGACUAUAGAUGACCCAACAGUUAUGGGAGGAGAGUACAUGCUGGGUAAAAUGAUCUUAAAAAACGGAACUAUUCCAUUGACAUUGUCUGGAGUGCUUGAGGAAUGUUACAAAAAUGAAGCUCCCUGGGAUGUUCUUAAGAUGGACUAUUUAUUUAAUCUCUCUGUUGUACUUAACUACAAAGAUCAAAUCCCUGAACUGGAUGCAGUGUUUGCUACCCUAAACGAAACUAUUACGGAUACUGAAGUUAUUCCUGAAAAAGCCAAGCAAAGUGUAAAUGACUCGUUGAAUGCUGGAGUGUCAGACAUUAACUACACCCAGUAUCAUGAACAGGUGAAUAAACCUAUAGUUACUGUCCCCUUGCCAUCAUUUGCAUCCAACGUUAGCAAGGCUGCCAAUACUACUAAAGGUCAGGCUUCAGUUAGUAGUAAGUUGGCGAAUGAAUCAAACAAACUGGAUAACCUAGACAAGACGCAUGUAAAACCAGCGGAGAAACAGGCAGAAUAUCUGGGAAAACUUGCAAGUGAUCUUCAGCAAUCGGGAAAAGCAAUACUGACUUCAGGCGCAAGAGUGAUGAAAGGCAUGGAGGAAGUGGCGACCUUUAUACAAGACGAUGCUUUAUCAAUUGCUGCAAGGGGGGUAACAAUGCACUGGGACAGUGUCUUUGGUAAUGUGGAUUUUUUGUUGGACCAUGUUAUUCAUCAGGUCCGAUUUGACAUUGGAAAGUGUAAAAUUCUGUCAAACAUAUACCACGGGUUUACUGGCUCUGUAUGUUCUGAAUACGCAGCCGGAAUGAAUGCCUCGUGGGUAGCGUCUGGUCUGUGUUCUCUUCUACUCCUCGUCUCAAUUAUUCUUUGCGUAAAGGCGUCUAAACAUUUCUUACGGGCGAAAAAGACUGGAGUUUUUGAUAAACAAGAACCAGAAGAUAUGGUUCAAUUGCAGAACUUCGAGGAAAGACCGAUGCAUCAUGCCUAGAAAUGGCUCCCGCUUAGGUGCUUGAGUUAACGAAGUUAUCAUUAACGAAAGAUAAAAAUAUAUGCUUGGUUUUAAAAUUCAAGUUAAAAUGUUUAAAAUGCUAAUUUGUUUAAAUGUUUAGAUUGUUAAAAUGUUCUUUAAGCUUAGCGACGGUUUAACAACUUUCUAAGCCGCCAUUACGGGAACGAAUUUUUGUGGCUCUAAAUGACAGAUAUUCUUUUGAAACCUGUUACGAUUUUUUGUUCAAAUAUUUUCAACUUAAAUUUCUCAUUGAAUAAGAAAUAGCUCACUAUACUUGUUAGGACUAAAACAACAACAAUAAUAAUAAUAAUAACAACAACAACAACAACAACAUGUCGCAAAAAUCCUCUCCCUACCCUCCUGCCUACUUCCACGGAGACUUAAGUAGACUAAAGCCUCUCCCUACCCCCCUGCCUACUUCCACGGGGACUUCCAUUUUUAAAGCCUCUCCCUAACCCCCAGCCUACUUCCACGGAGACUUUAAUAGACUAAAGCCUCUCCCUACCCCCCUGCCUACUUCCACGGAAACUUUAAUAGACUAAAGCCUCUCCCUACCCCACUGCCUACUUCCACGGGGGACUUUAAUAGACUAAAGCCUCUCCCUACCCCCUUGCUUACUUCCAUGGGGACUUAAAUAGACUAAAGCCUCUCCCUACCCCCCUGCCUACUUCCACGGAGACUUUAAUAGACUAAAGCCUCUCCCUACCUCCCAGCCUACUUCCACGUGGACUUUAAUAGACUAAAGCCUCUCCCUACUCCCACGGGGACUGUAAUAGACUAACUAAGCGUUUUCUUAGGCCAGUAUUACCAUUUUAGUGGGGACUUGUUUUCGCGGAUCAUGGAAAAAAACCUUCAAAUUGUCACAAAACACAUCACCAAGGACUAUGCAACUAGGGGUCCUUCUUUCUACUUCUUUUCACACAGUAAAAAUAACCCAUACAGACCUGUUAAUUUCGGUGGAGAAAGUUAAGUGUAAUUUUCUUAAACUUAAGUUAAUUUGCCAAUGGUAAUUUCUUGAUAGAAGAGUGAAUGAGGACUACCAAACUCGUUUUGGCGUCAUCGGCAUGUGAAUCUAAUCACAGAGGAGGGGAGGGGUGUGGUUUAUAGAAUAGUAUAGUGUUGCUAUGAAAACCUUUUCAUUUAAAACGAGCACGCCUAAACUCGUUUAAGAGCCACAAGCAUACGAAUCUGAUAACUAAUAAUGUUUUAUAAAACGUGUUGCUUUGGAAACCUCUUCUACCGGAAAAGUGAUGAUCACGACUCUACAAACAUUCAUUAAAAAGGACUCAAAUGUAAUA
This is a messenger RNA of Stylophora pistillata, 3976 nucleotides long. RefSeq names its product prominin-1. Gene Ontology annotation, cellular component: membrane. NCBI's taxonomy places the organism in Eukaryota, Metazoa, Cnidaria, Anthozoa, Scleractinia, Pocilloporidae. The record is from RefSeq and is a predicted model, not a curated record.